This is a messenger RNA of Thyridium curvatum, 750 nucleotides long. RefSeq lists its product as uncharacterized. The transcript is spliced from 4 exons. The record is from RefSeq and is a predicted model, not a curated record. Gene Ontology annotation, biological process: mRNA splicing, via spliceosome. Bases 1 to 750 code for a protein of 249 amino acids. Gene Ontology annotation, cellular component: U2 snRNP. NCBI's taxonomy places the organism in Eukaryota, Fungi, Ascomycota, Sordariomycetes, Thyridiales, Thyridiaceae. Gene Ontology annotation, molecular function: U2 snRNA binding; protein binding.
AUGAGGUUGACGGCCGAUCUCAUCAACAACUCCCUCUCCUACCUCAACCCGCUCAAGGAGCGCGAGCUGGAUCUCCGAGGUCACAGAAUACCCGCCAUUGAGAACCUGGGUGUCGCCGGCCCCCAAGAUGCGAUAGACUUCACCGACAACGACAUAUCGAUGCUGGGGAACUUCCCGCUGUCCCCGCGGAUACAGACCCUGCUGCUGGCGCGCAACCGCAUCAACAGCAUACAGCCCACGCUCGCCAACUCGAUACCAAACCUGACGAACCUGGUCCUGACGUCCAACAGCCUCACCGAGCUGGCGGACCUCGACGGCCUGGGUAAUUUUAAGCGGCUGACACACCUCGUCCUGCUGGAGAACCCUGUCACGAAGAAGGAGCACUACCGGUACUGGGUCGUCUGGCGGUGCCCCACGGUGCGCUUCCUCGACUACCAAAAGGUCAAGGACGCGGAGCGGCAAAAGGCGGCGGAGCUGUUUGGCACGGCGGCGGAGCCGACGGAGCUGGCGUCGCGGAUCGCGGGCACCAAGUCGAGGACGUUUGACGUGGCCAUGUCUAACGGAGCGCCCACGUCCUCGUCCUCGUCGUCGAAGCUGUCGCGCAUCAAGCUCACCGAGGCGGAGCGCCAGCGCCUGCAGGAGCGCAUCAAGAAGGCCGACAGCCUCGAGGAGAUCAUCCGGCUGGAGAAGGAGCUCAACGAGGGCAGGCUGCCCACGGGUAUCCACGCCGGAGAUGCCAUGGAGGAGUAG